Ricinus communis (castor bean) is the source of this 1367-nucleotide messenger RNA. RefSeq names its product ADP,ATP carrier protein ER-ANT1. Gene Ontology annotation, biological process: mitochondrial ADP transmembrane transport; mitochondrial ATP transmembrane transport. Gene Ontology annotation, cellular component: mitochondrial inner membrane. The transcript is spliced from 4 exons. Gene Ontology annotation, molecular function: ATP:ADP antiporter activity. Bases 174 to 1115 code for a protein of 313 amino acids. NCBI's taxonomy places the organism in Eukaryota, Viridiplantae, Streptophyta, Magnoliopsida, Malpighiales, Euphorbiaceae. The record is from RefSeq and is a predicted model, not a curated record.
AUGUACCUUUUUGCCAACAGAAAAAAAGCUAAGCCUCUAAAACUGCCACCCUUCAUCUCCGAAGGAAGCUGCAACACACCACAUCUCUCUCCCCUGAAAAUAUCAGAGAACAACAAAAUCCAUAUUCCCACCUCCUCUGAUUCUCAGGCUAAGAGAGAGAGGAGAUAAAGAAGAUGAAUAGAAAACCCGAAAAGUUUUCGGCAGAUUUUGUGAUUGGAGGGGCAGCAGCGGUGCUGUCAAAGACUGCUGCAGCUCCAGUUGAGAGGGUGAAGCUUCUGUUACAGAAUCAAGGAGAGAUGAUUAAGAGGGGACAACUCAAAACACCUUAUAUGGGUGUCCGCAAUUGCUUCAAAAGAGUCUUUAGAGAAGAAGGAGUGUGGUCAUUCUGGAGGGGUAACCAGGCCAAUGUCAUUCGAUAUUUCCCUACUCAGGCUUUCAAUUUCGCAUUCAAAGGUUAUUUCAAAAGCCUUUUUGGACAUUCAAACGAGAAGGAUGGUUAUAUAAAGAGGUUUGCUGGAAAUGUGGCUUCAGGUAGUGCUGCUGGAGCAACAACUUCAUUGCUUUUAUAUCAUUUGGACUAUGCACGUACCCGGCUAGGGACCGAUGCAAGGGAAUGUUCAAUAAAUGGUCAACGGCAAUUCAAAGGGUUACUAGAUGUGUACAGUAAAACUCUUUCAAGCGAUGGAAUUGCAGGGCUAUAUCGAGGAUUUGGGGUUUCAAUCAUUGGGAUUACUAUAUAUCGUGGCAUGUAUUUUGGCAUCUACGACACCAUGAAGCCCAUAAUUUUGGUGGGACCUUUUGAGGGAAAUUUCUUUGCCAGUUUCCUGUUGGGCUGGAGCAUCACCACAGUCUCUGGGGUGUGUGCAUACCCUUUUGACACUUUGAGACGGAGAAUGAUGCUGACUUCUGGACAACCCUUGAAGUAUCGCAAUUCCAUGCAUGCACUUCAUGAGAUAAUUCGCCAUGAGGGUUUCACGACCCUAUACCGAGGAGUUACUGCAAAUAUGCUUGCCAGUAUUGCAGGAGCUGGAGUACUAGCAGGCUAUGAUCAGCUACAGAGAAUUGCAGUUAGUCACGGUUAUGGCAUCGACUCCCGCAAGAAUUUAUUGAAGUAAAAUCUUGUAAAGAUUUUUUUUUUCUUUUUUCUAAUUGAUUCUUGUACACAAUAGUCAUCUAUAAUUGUGAAAAGAAUGAGAUUAAGAAGGGAAAGAGGAGUUGGAAAAGGAAAUCAUGGGCUUCAGUGGCGGAUUCCACCCUCAACGCAGAAGGCAAUGAAAGGAAUCUGCCAUGUACAUUAUUUUCUGUAACAUAAUAUUUACAGAAUCAGAGUUGAAGCAGGAUAAGAAAUUUACUUCAUCUUUAGUUUA